Molecule: messenger RNA, 1134 nt
Organism: Acanthosepion pharaonis
Lineage: Eukaryota; Metazoa; Mollusca; Cephalopoda; Sepiida; Sepiidae
Source: the annotation of a GenBank genome assembly
AUGCGGUCAGCGGAGUUUGCUAACUGGUCUAGUGGAGUAUUGUCAGCGAUUGGCGCCAAUAUCUGCGUUAUUGUAGUGGGUAACUUGUCCAUCCACAGUUCGCGCAAGAUCGAUUCGGCCAUCGAAUGUUUUCCUAGUCGGCUCCUCAUGAAGCGUAGGAACUGUGAGGGUGUUCUGUCGUCCCUGGUGACGUGGGUGAAAAGUUCCCGGAGCAGAUCCUCGUCCGAACGGCCGGUUCGUUUCAAUAUCGCAUCCUUAAGCCGAAGCGCGUCGGCGCUUGAGAAGAGAGAGGGUCGGCGCGGACGGCGCUGGUGUAGUCUGUUCGUCCUUGCUUCGAUCGUAUUACCCUAUAUUAUUUUUCUGCUUGCGGGUAUAAACAAUGAACCAACUGGUGAUGUUUACAAUGAAAUCAUGAGAACAAUCAUUUUGAAAAAGGACCGGAUUUAUGUCCUCAUUUCAUUUGCUGCCUUCCUCUUCUGUUCUUACAUCCUUUUCAAUAUUUUCACACUCUGGCAGGCUUCCACAUGUUCAAAUUCUUUCAGUAUAAAGUUUUUGCAAGAAUUGUGUUCAUUGUACAAGAAAGAAGUGGUGUCUGGCAGUUUGUGUCAUUCAAUUUGUGUGAGUCAUACCAUCCGUUACCAGAAAUGCACCAACUACCGAGAUGGCAAGGUGGUCAUAGUGGCUGAUGCUGACGACCUGCCUUAUCCAAUCAUCCUUAAUUCUACCAACAAACGGAUAAAACUGAUUGAUACAGACUGCUUACUGAGAGACAGUAUAAUCAAGAAAGAACUACGCAACAAGAGCUGUCACACUGACCAAGAAUGCACUUUUUUUGAUUGCAAAGGAUGGUGUCGAACAAAGGAAAAAAAAUGUGCUAAUGAACGCAUCAACACUAACUUACAGGUUGUAUGUGAAUAUAUUCUUCAAGGAAAAUAUUUCUUUGUGGGUCUUCUGAAGAAGGCUCCUUUGAAACUUCGUGAAAAGUUGAGUUGGUUGCUACGGCAAUGUGCCUACCCAGUCACUUACAAUAACCAUUCAUUUGUGAAAUAUUACAAGCGGAAAUAUUUUUGGGAACUGUAUCGGAUCCUCCAGCGCAGCAUUGGAAUUGGAGUCCACAAUCCUGGCGAGAUAUGA